Messenger RNA from Eimeria maxima, 445 nucleotides. Its product is annotated as 26S proteasome regulatory ATPase subunit, putative. Gene Ontology annotation, biological process: positive regulation of RNA polymerase II transcription preinitiation complex assembly. The annotation marks the transcript as partial. Gene Ontology annotation, molecular function: proteasome-activating activity. Lineage: Eukaryota; Apicomplexa; Conoidasida; Eucoccidiorida; Eimeriidae. The record is from RefSeq and is a predicted model, not a curated record. The transcript is spliced from 4 exons. Gene Ontology annotation, cellular component: proteasome regulatory particle, base subcomplex; cytosolic proteasome complex.
AUGACAAACCAGCCGAGUGCUGGGGCCUCGGCCAACGCUCAAUCGGACGAGAAGGCGAGGGCCCUGCGGGCAUAUGUAGCCAAAGUCAAGGAACACAGAGAAUGGGCUGCUAGAGUCAAGAAACUGAGGGAGGAGACGAAACUUCAAUCAAAAAAGUAUGAAAAGACAGAAGAUGAUCUCAAGGCACUGCAGGGUGUUGGACAACUCAUUGGGGAGGUGCUGAGACAGCUAGACUCCGAAAAAUUUAUCGUGAAGACAUCAAGCGGACCCCGCUACGUUGUCGGCAGCAAACCCAAGCUCGACAAGUCGCUGCUUACUGCAGGGACUCGCGUUGCCUUGGACAUGACAACAUUAACAGUAAUGCGUCGGCUACAGCGGGAAGUAGAUCCAUUAGUAUUUAAUAUGUUACAUGAAGAUCCAGGGAAUGUACAUUAUUCAGAAGUUG